UCGCCCGCACGCUUUCGGGGGCAGGUAGCACACGCCAGGUGCGCGGCGGAACAUGGACUGUCUCCUGCUGGCCGUCUGGACUUUACCUGUCGCGAUCCUCGGCGGCGGCAGCUCCAUGCAAUUCCAGACUCUCCCGUGGCUUGGAAGCACUGUAAAGACCCUUCAGCUGUGCUGCCUCUGUUGCAUGUCUCAUGCAGCAACUUUAACCAGUGACAGCAUCAGUGAAUUGACUCAUGAUUAUGUGUUUGUGACACCUGUCAGAGUGGAUUCCAGCGGAUCGUACAUUUCACAUGAUGUUUUGCACAGUACUAGGAGAAAGAGAUCAACUCAGAGUUCAAAGAGUUCCUUGCACUACAAAUUUUCAGCAUUUGGACAGGAACUUCACUUAGAACUUAAACCUUCGACCAUUUUAAGCAACAGUUUUAUUGUCCAGGUACUCGGGAAAGAUGGAGUGUCAAAUUCUCAGGAACAUGACAUUGAGCAGUGUUUCUACCAGGGAUUUAUAAGGAAUGAUAGCACCUCUUCGGUAGCAAUAUCUACAUGUGUAGGCUUGUCAGGUUUGAUAAGGACACGGAAGAUCGAGUUCCUUAUAUCCCCAUUACCUCAGCAGCUGGCACAGGAGCACAACUACACGUCCCCCGCUGGACACCAUCCUCACGUGUUGUACAAACGAACUGCAGAAGAGAAGGUGCACCGGUACACAGUAGAGUCCCAUCCCAAAUCCUUCCCUUUUGGCCAUGACAGAAUGCACACUUCCCACAAGUAUCAUGCUCGGGCGAAUGGUUACCACCAUGGAAGGUUUCAAAAGCAGCAUUUUUGUGGACGUCGCAAGAAAUAUGCACCCAAGCCACCCACAGCAGAGAUGUACAUUCGCUCGGACGAGUACGGGACUUCUGCGAGGUUCAAGAGAUCAUCUGCAAAAAUUCAGAAAAAUGGAAGUCUAAAUGUUGAAACCCUUGUUGUGGCGGAUAAAAAAAUGUUGGAGAAACAUGGCAAGGAAAAUGUAACAACGUACAUCUUAACAGUCAUGAACAUGGUCUCUAGUCUGUUUAAAGAUGGAACAAUUGGAAGUGAUAUAAACAUUAUUGUUGUAAGCCUGCUUCUUUUGGAACAAGAGCCGGGUGGGUUAUUGAUCAACCACCACGCAGACCAGUCCCUGAACAGCUUUUGCCAGUGGCAAUCUGCCCUGGUCGGGAAGAACGGGAAGCGCCACGACCACGCCAUCCUGCUCACGGGAUUUGAUAUCUGCUCCUGGAAAAAUGAGCCCUGUGAUACCCUAGGAUUUGCACCCAUCAGUGGCAUGUGCAGCAAAUACCGUAGUUGCACCAUUAAUGAAGAUACAGGCCUGGGACUGGCUUUUACUAUUGCUCACGAAUCUGGACACAACUUUGGUAUGAUUCACGAUGGAGAAGGGAAUGCUUGUAGAAAAGCUGAGGGAAAUAUUAUGUCUCCCACCCUCACUGGAAACAACGGCGUGUUUUCUUGGUCUGUUUGCAGCAGGCAGUAUCUCAACAAAUUUCUCAGUACAGCUCAAGCUGCCUGCCUGAUUGAUGAACCUAAGCAAACAGGACAGUAUAAAUACCCUGACAAACUGCCAGGGCAGAUCUAUGAUGCUGAUACCCAGUGCAAAUGGCAAUUUGGAAUGAAAGCAAAACUAUGCAACCUCAGCUUUGUAAAGGAUAUAUGCAAAUCUCUCUGGUGUCACAAAGUGGGGCACAGGUGUGAGACAAAGUUCAUGCCUGCAGCAGAAGGAACAGCUUGUGGUAUAAGCAUGUGGUGUCGAAGAGGACAGUGUGUGAAAUACGGGGAUCAUGGCCCCAAGCCUGUGAAUGGCCAGUGGUCAGCCUGGGCCGAAUGGUCAGAGUGUACUCGCUCCUGUGGAGGUGGGGUCACGUACCAAGAAAGACACUGCAAUAAUCCAAAGCCACAGUAUGGUGGCAAAUUCUGCCAAGGUUCCAGUCGUGUUUAUCAGCUGUGUAACCACCAGCCCUGCCCAGCAAACAGCCUGGACUUCCGUGCCCAGCAGUGUGCAGAGUACAACAGCAAACCCUUCCGGGGCUGGUACUACAAGUGGAAGCCGUACACCAAAGUGGAAGAGGAAGACAGAUGUAAAUUGUACUGCACAGCUGAAGACUUUGACUUUUUCUUUGCAAUGUCCAGCAAAGUGAAGGAUGGAACUCUGUGUUCUCCAAAUAAUUUUGAUGUUUGUAUUGAUGGAAUAUGUGAACAAGUAGGGUGUGAUCAUGGACUUGGUUCCAAAGCUGUAUUGGAUGCUUGUGGAGUUUGUAAAGGAGAUAAUUCAACGUGCAAGUUCUUUAAAGGCCAAUACUUGAUCCAGCACAAAGCUAAUGACUACUACACGGUGGUGACGGUCCCGGCCGGAGCGCGCAGUAUCCACCUCCAGGAGCUGCAGAUCUCCACCAGCUACCUUGCAGUCAGAAACCUGGGCAAAAAGUACUAUCUGACAGGGGACUGGACAAUUGACUGGCCAGGAAAGUUCCCUUUUGCUGGGACAGUUUUUGAUUAUCAACGCUCUUUUAACCGUCCAGAGAGUCUCUAUGCCGCGGGACCGACUAAUGAGACGCUGGUCUUUGAAAUCCUGUUACAAGGCAAAAAUCCUGGGAUUGCUUGGGAAUAUACAUUUUCCAAAACCAACAUUGAAAACAAGACAUCUGUCAGAAAACACAGCUACUCCUGGGUGACAGUGCAGUCUGAGUGCUCAGCUACCUGUGGUGGUGGACACAUUACAGCAAAAGCAAUUUGUUUGGAAGAUCAUCGUGUACGAGUCAACACCUCCCUUUGCGGCCCAAGGAUGAAGCCCUUGACUGAAACAAAACUAUGCAACACCAAUCCAUGCCCAGCAUAG
Molecule: messenger RNA, 2866 nt
Organism: Lepidothrix coronata (blue-crowned manakin)
Lineage: Eukaryota; Metazoa; Chordata; Aves; Passeriformes; Pipridae
Gene: ADAMTS18
Product: ADAM metallopeptidase with thrombospondin type 1 motif 18
Exons: 18
Coding region: 53-2866 (937 amino acids)
Biological process (GO): extracellular matrix organization; proteolysis
Cellular component (GO): extracellular matrix
Molecular function (GO): metalloendopeptidase activity
Source: RefSeq, a predicted model, not a curated record